UAGGCGUUUGUCGCUUUCUGUAUGCAUGAGUGACGUGUUGGCAACGGUUUGUGCUGAUGGCAACUACAAUGCUGUCGAAAUCUUGUUGAAUGAAGAUGCUGACCCUAAUCAAGCUAACACGCACGGCUUCAAGCCGUUGUGUCUGGCAGCUUUCUGGGGACAUGAAAAGAUUUGCAAAUUACUUCUAGAGAAGGGAGCUGACAUAAAUGGUGUUAAUAUGACUACUCUGUGGACAGCAUUGCACUGUGCCGCAUUUCAAGGUCAUGGCAAAGUGGUGCUUACUCUUUUAGAAUACAAACCUAAUCUUGCAUUAUCUGAUCAUCAAGGAAGAACGGCAGCAGAUUUUGCAUCUGCAUUGGAUGCUGUUUGGUCAUUCUUUGCAGCUCAAGGAUGUCAGAAAACAACUAAAGCAGAGCUUAUAAAGAAAGGUAUCAUAAGAAAGGUGCCUGAGUUAGAAGAAUGUACUGCAAGUUCAACAGUAAAGCAAUCAGCAUCCAAACCAACCGGGAGACCUGGCUCUGCUUAUGUAAUUAAUUCACAGAAUUUACGUGGCAUCAGUUCCAAGUUCCAAGGGAGAGUACAGGGAAACAACUUAGUCACUCACGGUGAUGUUCUCAGUCACAAUGAGAUUUCCUCUCUACCAUCCAGCCAACCAAGCAUGCUGCUGUGGAAAAGUUAGGAAACGAUGAGUUGCAAUAUAUGGAGCAAAUACUUUAUUGUACAGUGUAGAACAAACACACUGAAUGAGUAGGUCCACACAGAAUAUGCUACACUUGCAGUAAAAUUCUUACUUCAUUUCAUUGUUAAGAUAAUUGAGAAACAUUGUUGAUUUAUUAUAUGUUCUCAAGAAGUUCA
This is a messenger RNA of Corticium candelabrum, 855 nucleotides long. Its product is annotated as ankyrin repeat and SOCS box protein 3-like. Gene Ontology annotation, molecular function: protein binding. NCBI's taxonomy places the organism in Eukaryota, Metazoa, Porifera, Homoscleromorpha, Homosclerophorida, Plakinidae. The record is from RefSeq and is a predicted model, not a curated record. Gene Ontology annotation, cellular component: nucleus. Bases 26 to 679 code for a protein of 217 amino acids. The transcript is spliced from 7 exons.